Plasmodium vivax (malaria parasite P. vivax) is the source of this 1741-nucleotide messenger RNA. RefSeq lists its product as hypothetical. The record is from RefSeq and is a predicted model, not a curated record. Lineage: Eukaryota; Apicomplexa; Aconoidasida; Haemosporida; Plasmodiidae. Bases 161 to 1741 code for a protein of 526 amino acids. The transcript has a single exon.
AAAAAUAAAUUGAAGUAGGAAAUGUAAUGCCUUUUUUACCUACCACAAUGCAACAUUUGGAUGUAUGUAAUUCGUGGGGCAAUUGUGAACUUUGGUAAAAGGAAUUUUAACAGUGCAAAUUAAGCGAGAGAAAAAAUAUUCACCUGAACAGGGGGGAAAGAUGAGCAGCAGUUCGUUCAGCCCAGCAGAUAAUGACAAGGAUGAUGCUGGCGAAUACAAAAGUGAGAGAAGUGGAAAGGGCCACAAAAAUGACAAAGAAGAACACAAAAAAGGGUUAAAAAAUAAAUCGCGCAGGAAUAGCAGUGGCGAGGCGGGAAAGCGUAACCGAGGAAGUGACCCUUCCAGUUCCCCAAAUUUUAAAAAUCAGCAUGGUGAUAGGCCCAAACAUGUGAAAAAAUCAGAGGCGAAUAAUUACUCCGAAAAUAGGAAAGGCUCUAAGGAAAAGAAAAUGAAACAUGAAGCCCGUAGCAGCAGCUCCUCAUACGAUAAACACUCUAGCAAAAAAAGAAAGAAAGACAAAGAAACACUGCAUAAGUUAAAAAAUGACAAAAAGGAAGACGCCUUGCGGAGGAAGAAAGGAAGGAGAACUCCUUCCCCCCCACGCAGGAAGAAGCAUUGCAGUGAUAGUGACGAAAGUGAGAGGGGAAAUUCCCCCAGGGGAAGAAGGACCAGACAUCGCAAAAGCAAACGGAGGAAGGCCAUUUCUCGUUCGUCUUCCCUUGACGAAAGAAGGGGAAUCCGCAGCAGUCGGGGAAGUAGCUCCGAUGACACGUCGCAAGAGGAAAGUGACUCCAGUGGCACACCCGAUGAUGAUGACUACACGAGCAGCAGCUCCUCCGAUGAAAGUAGUGUAAGCAGUAGUUCGUCAAAAAAAGAGGGGCUCGAGACGGAGGAGGUAGAGGAGACGAAGGUACCGAAAGGAGAUGCCCAAACCGCCGCAAACCAAAAGGAACAAUUCGACGCGCACAUUUACGACAGCAAGGAAAUGAUAAGGUUAACCAUCAACAUCCUCCAGAACUACAACUUUUUAAACAAUUUAAAAAUUUUGUAUCAAAAGUUGGACAAGAAAAAAAAAAUAUCACUUGAAAGUAUGAAGGAUUUAAAAUUAAAAAAAAAACUGAGGCAUUUAUUUAGAGCGUGGAAGUUAGAAAAGGAGGGAGAGUUCUACAGAAAGCCAUUUAAUUUUAAGGAAAAUAUAUUUGACAUUUUUAACAGCUUAAUGUAUUAUUUUUUGUCCAAAUUGGACAUAAAUAAGCUGAGGCAUAAUAUUAACAAAAGGAAGGCUAGCUCGUUGAAGAGGGACGAACCAAAGGAACCUGAUGACCAAGAGGGAGGAGUCCACACUUCACGGGAUGAUUACAAUUUGGACAACUUCAAUUUCUAUGAUAGCAAUUUGAUGGUGAAUUUUCAAGAGGAGGACUACUCCCAUUUGAUGCAGAAUGCUAAGGAACAAAUGAAAAGUUUGAGGGAGUUACAUGAAGAAGGGUGCUUUACAAAUACAAAGGAACAAUAUAAAGAAUUUUUAGAAAAACAUAAAAAAAUUGACUUAUGGGGAAAGAAUGAGCAAGAGCAAAAGUUUCUGCUGAACUCGAAAAAUGCAGUUAAGGAGAGGAGAACCUUUGAUAGGGAAACUGAUUUGGCCAUAAACAGGUUUGUAAAAAAGGACGACUAUAGGAAGUUGAUUAAGCGUACGAAGCAGCACGUGGAUGACAAGUUUCACAAAACGGCUGAUCGGGUUUAG